Anopheles bellator is the source of this 1243-nucleotide messenger RNA. Its product is annotated as protein lifeguard 1-like. NCBI's taxonomy places the organism in Eukaryota, Metazoa, Arthropoda, Insecta, Diptera, Culicidae. Bases 132 to 995 code for a protein of 287 amino acids. The transcript is spliced from 4 exons. The record is from RefSeq and is a predicted model, not a curated record. Gene Ontology annotation, cellular component: membrane.
CCGAUUACAAGCGCGAGCUUGGUAUUGCGUUUUCUGGUGUUUGUACAUCUGCUACGCGUAAAGUUUGCAAAAUUAGUCAUUAGGUUAAUUUGGGCUUGAUCCUUCUCGAAAACCUUUCCGGCCACCGCAUCAUGCAAAGUGACCAGCAGCAGUUUUUUGGGGGCGCACCGUACCAGCAACAACAACCGGCUGGUGGCUAUAAUGUGGGAUUUGCACCACAGCCGGGAAUGCAACCGGGCUUCCACCCGAGUGCAUUUGUGCCCCCGCCAGCAGAGCCGGCCGGAUACUCGCCAUAUGAUCCCGAGUCGGGAACGGCGAAGGGGUUCGAUUUCAACGACCAGUCGAUUCGCCGGGGAUUCAUUCGGAAAGUGUAUUCCAUUUUGACGGUCCAACUUUCGAUCACGUUCGUGUUUGUGGCAUGGGUGCUGAACCACAAACCCACGCGACUGUGGGUGCAACAGCAUCCCGGUAUGUACUGGAUCGCGUUUGUGGUUAUGAUUGGCGCACUCAUUGCCAUCGCUUGCUGCGGCGAUCUUCGGCGCAAAGCCCCGAUGAACUUUGCAUUUCUGGGCCUCUUUACCUUCGCUGAAUCGUUUCUCGUGUGCGUGAUUACUGCUAACUACAAUUCGUCGGAGGUAAUGCUGGCCUUCGGAAUCACGGCAGCCGUCUGUCUCGGGUUAACUUUGUUUGCGUUCCAAACCAAGUGGGACUUCACAAUGAUGGGCGGUAUUCUGUUCGUGGCGGUCCUGAUCCUGAUGCUGUUCGGCAUCAUUGCCAUGUUUUUCCCCGGUAAAACCAUCACGAUCGUUUACGCAUCAGCCGGUGCCCUCCUGUUCUCGAUUUACCUCGUCUACGAUACGCAGAUUAUGCUCGGUGGCGAUCACAAGUAUUCGAUCAGCCCGGAAGAGUACGUUUUUGCCGCGCUCAAUCUGUACCUCGACGUGAUCAACAUUUUCCUGCACAUCCUCUCCAUUAUUGGUGCGUCAAGGAACUAAUGGACAAGCUGGUUUCUGCAGGAUUCAUUUAUACCGCCCAGUAACCACUUUACGCGCUCCCUUAUAAUUUUACGCGCGUGGGUACAACUGAGACCUAAGUUUUUACGUGACUCGUACAUCUGUUUUGUUGAUUACUGUUAUCAAGCUGAUCGAUAAUGGGUUUCAUGGAAUGAAAAGUAUACAUAUACCUUAAAUAACUAAACGGAAAACUAAAUGUUCAAUGUCAGAAACAAACGAAUAAACUGUCU